Molecule: messenger RNA, 1113 nt
Organism: Lotus japonicus
Lineage: Eukaryota; Viridiplantae; Streptophyta; Magnoliopsida; Fabales; Fabaceae
Exons: 1
Coding region: 1-1113 (370 amino acids)
Source: RefSeq, a predicted model, not a curated record
AUGGCUUUCCUCACAGUUCCAUAUGCGAUCCUUCCUUGUCUCGGAGAAACAGAAAAUGACGCUGAUCAUGAUGUUGAUGACAACAUAACCCCAGCUCGUUCCAUCUUCAUUGUGCACGACAACAUGCAAUUCGAGUGGAAGGACAUUUUCAAGGGCUAUGAAGGUGCCUGGUGUGUUGGUUCUUCCCGUGGUUGGCUUAUGUUUUUAGACCGUGAAGGGUGUCCUUUUCUACUAAACCCAUCUUCCUCCUCUUUCAUUCAGUUGCCACUGUUUUCUGAUGCAUUCAUGCACCGUGCCGGAAUCAUUUACUCUUGUUUUGUCCAACACUCGCUGAAAACCUUUGUGUCCAAAGCAGUGUUGAUGCCUUCUUCGUCUUCUUCGCAACACACACUUGCCAUAUUGUUUAGUUACCCAUGCAGACUUGCCAUUUGCACUAACGCUUCAACAUGGUUUGAACCCACCGAUGCUAAGUGCUUUUAUUGCGAUAUUGUGUCCUACAACAACAAUGUCUAUGCUCUUGCGGAAGAUGGGUCUCUUGAACAAUGGAAAUUUUAUGAAGGAGUUCCAACAAAGAUCCUAGAUUUUAAACUAACUAUAGAGAAAGAUGAGGAAGAAGAGAGAGAGUUCCCGAAAGACAAGUUUUCGUCGAAGAUAUAUUUGGUGCUGUCAAAGGGAAAGUUGCUCUUGGUGAAAAGACUUAUCGGAAAUUUCGUUAAUGCGGAUGGUGAAGUGGUAUAUGAAGGAUACAAACCACCUGGUCAUGAUGGUGAUGUAGUUUGUCCUUACAGAACCAAACAUUUUGGGGUGUAUAAGCUUGACUUUAUGAAGAACAAGUGGGUAAAGAAGAGUUCUUUGCAUGGUCAAGUUCUGUUUCUUGGUACCAACGAGUCGACUUCAGUGUCUGCCAAAGAGUUUAAAGGAUGUAAAGCAAAUUCAAUUUACUUCACAGACGAUAGAAGUGAAGAGAUGAAUUUGGACUAUUCAUAUGGUGGGCAUGAUUGGGGUGUUUUCAGCCUUGCAGAUAGACGUGUCAAGAUCCUCACUCCAUUUGCAUAUAAGAUGGAUCCACCACCUAUUUGGGUGGUUCCAACUUCAGAUGGCUUUUAUGUAUAA